GGGUUUAAGAGGGAAAACAAAAACCCCUCCCUUUCUAUCUCCAAUCUUCAGCCUCACAAAAAACUAAACAAAAGAGUGAGCAAAACCCAUCUCAACACACAAGAAGUUUCUCACCAAAUUUAUCGAUAAAAAAUGGCGCUCCUCAAGCCUCCGCCUUGUUUCUCUCUCCGAUUCGUCGCCCGUCGCUUCUUCUUCUCCUCUUCGUCUCUUCUCUCUCGCCGGCGCCCUCGCCUUCUCAUCAGAGCAAGUAGGGUUUGUAGCAGCAGCAACAGCGGUUAUCGUUUGCGGAGCAAUGGGGUUGGAGUUAGGGCUUUCAUGUCCUCGAGUUUAGCUUCUGAAGCUCUACAGGGGAAGCCUGGGUCACAAUCUUACGGUUCUGAGCAGAUUCAGGUGUUGGAAGGAUUAGAUCCAGUCCGUAAAAGACCUGGAAUGUAUAUUGGCAGUACUGGACCACGUGGUUUGCAUCAUUUGGUAUAUGAAAUUCUGGAUAAUGCUGUUGAUGAAGCUCAAGCAGGCUAUGCCUCAAAGAUAGAUGUAAUUUUACAUGAGGAUAAUUCUGUUAGCAUCACUGAUAAUGGACGAGGGAUUCCUAUAGAUUUGCAUCCUGUGACGAUGAAAUCCUCACUGGAGACAGUUUUAACGGUCUUGCACGCAGGAGGCAAGUUUGGUGGUUCAAGCAGUGGCUACAGUGUGUCCGGAGGGCUUCAUGGUGUGGGCUUAUCUGUUGUUAAUGCUUUGUCUGAGGCAUUGGAUGUCACAGUUUGGCGUGAUGGUGAGGAAUACCGUCAAAGCUAUGCUCGUGGAAAGCCAGUGACAGCUCUAACAUGCAUUAAGCUGUCAGAUGAAUUAAGUGAUCGGCAAGGGACGCGUAUCAGAUUUUGGCCCGAUAAAGAAGUCUUCACUACUUCCAUCAUGUUCGACUUCAACACAAUUGCUGGGCGUAUUAGGGAACUUGCUUUCUUGAAUCCUGAGCUUAUGAUUACACUGGAAAAAGAGGAAGGAGAUUCAAAGGCACUAUAUAACGAGUACUAUUAUGCUGGCGGUUUGGUUGAGUAUGUCAAAUGGUUAAAUACUGACAAGAAACCACUUCAUGAUACUCUUGGUUUUCGAAAAGAAACUGAUGGAGUUACAGUAGAUGUUGCCCUCCAGUGGUGUUCAGAUUCAUAUUCAGAUACAAUGCUGGGAUAUGCCAAUAGCAUCCGGACAGUUGAUGGUGGGACUCAUAUAGAUGGGAUGAAAGCUUCAUUAACCAGAACAAUUAACAAUAUGGCAAGGAAGUCCAAGCUUAUAAAGGAGAAGGAUAUAAGCUUAAGUGGAGAGCAUGUAAGAGAAGGAUUGACAUGCAUUGUCUCAGUCAAAGUCCCAAAUCCAGAGUUUGAAGGACAAACAAAGACGAGACUGGGAAAUCCAGAAGUUCGAAGAGUAGUUGAACAAUGCGUACAGGAGCAUCUUACCGAGUACUUGGAAUUGCAUCCAGAUGCUCUGGAUUCCAUCCUAUCUAAAUCUUUAAAUGCUCUCAAGGCAGCUAUGGCAGCCAAACGAGCUCGAGAACUGGUCAGGACAAAAAGUGUUCUAAAGUCUUCUUCUCUUCCAGGAAAGCUUGCUGAUUGUUCAGCUACAAAUCCUGAAGAGUCUGAGAUCUUUAUAGUUGAAGGUGACUCCGCAGGAGGUAGCGCAAAGCAAGGUCGUGAUAGGAGAUUUCAGGCUAUUUUACCAUUAAGGGGUAAAAUUCUGAACAUUGAAAGAAAGGAUGAGGCAGCUAUGUACAAAAACGAAGAGAUCCAAAAUCUUAUUCUUGCUCUGGGACUCGGAGUGAAGGGGGAGGAUUUUAAAAAGGAUGCCCUUCGAUAUCACAAGAUUAUCAUUCUAACAGAUGCUGAUGUGGAUGGUGCUCACAUCAGAACCCUUCUACUAACAUUUUUCUUUAGAUACCAGAAAGCAUUAUAUGAUGAGGGGUGCAUUUAUGUGGGCGUUCCACCACUUUACAAGGUUGAGCGUGGCAAGCAAGUGCAUUACUGCUAUGACGAGGCUGAGCUGAAGAGGCUUCAGAGUACUUUCCCUUCAAAUGCUUCAUAUAAUAUUCAAAGGUUUAAAGGUUUAGGAGAAAUGAUGCCUGCACAACUUUGGGAGACUACAAUGAACCCGGAGACUAGGCUGCUGAAGCAGUUAAUGGUGGAAGAUGCUGCCGAAGCAAAUGUUGUUUUCUCUUCUCUCAUGGGUACUCGUGUUGAUGUCAGAAAGGACUUGAUUCAGAAUUCUGCCAGUACAAUGAACCUAGAGCAUUUAGAUAUUUGAGGUUUUCUCAAGCCAGUUUCUAUAUAACGCUAAUGGAGAUAAUUUAUUACUGGCCAUCUUUGAUCUUGUUAUGAGGAAGAGAUCACGAUGUUGAAGACUUGUAUAUUUGUCCAGUUUGGAUCUAAUGUGCUAGUUAUUGGUAGAUGCGGACUACAACAUUGAGAUUACAAAGUUAAUGAGAUUGGCACCUGGAGUAUCUUGCUACAAAAAGUCAUGCGAACAUAGAUCAGGCUUGAUGCUUCACUGUUUCACAUCCGAAGUACUGACAACUUACUUCAAAUU
This is a messenger RNA of Asparagus officinalis (garden asparagus), 2577 nucleotides long. RefSeq names its product DNA gyrase subunit B, chloroplastic/mitochondrial-like. Gene Ontology annotation, molecular function: DNA topoisomerase type II (double strand cut, ATP-hydrolyzing) activity; DNA binding; ATP binding. NCBI's taxonomy places the organism in Eukaryota, Viridiplantae, Streptophyta, Magnoliopsida, Asparagales, Asparagaceae. The coding region runs from base 133 to 2295 and encodes 720 amino acids. The record is from RefSeq and is a predicted model, not a curated record. The transcript is spliced from 21 exons. Gene Ontology annotation, cellular component: chromosome. Gene Ontology annotation, biological process: DNA topological change.